Molecule: messenger RNA, 1641 nt
Organism: Exophiala spinifera
Lineage: Eukaryota; Fungi; Ascomycota; Eurotiomycetes; Chaetothyriales; Herpotrichiellaceae
Exons: 8
Coding region: 1-1641 (546 amino acids)
Biological process (GO): positive regulation of transcription by RNA polymerase II
Cellular component (GO): nucleus
Molecular function (GO): transcription cis-regulatory region binding; zinc ion binding; DNA-binding transcription factor activity, RNA polymerase II-specific
Source: RefSeq, a predicted model, not a curated record
AUGGGCAAGCAGCGAUCAAAUAGGGGAUGUUUGACAUGUCGGAAAAGGCACGUAAAAUGCGACGAGGUCAGACCUAAAUGCGGGCAGUGUCAGAAACGUGACCGAGUUUGCCUACAAGAAGAAGCACCUGGACUUGAGUUCAGGACGUAUCAGUUUGAUGACUCUGGUAGCUUCUUACGCAUUUCAACCGCUGAGAGCAUCGAUGAAUCAUCCAACCAGCAGAAUAUAUCACUACCCCAGCAAUUCCUUGUUGCUAAUGCGCAAGAUGAACCACCACAGGAUCCUGACUACACGUCCUACCGUAGUGGACAGGGCCCGAAUACGUCCCCGCUAGUCUCGAGUAUGACACCGUUUACAGCUGGGCCCUAUAGAACCCCUUCAGCCGAUGUCCCUUUAAUCGGUUCGCCUUUGGAAACGCCGUCCCGGCAAUACGGAGCGUGUGGGUACUCAAUAUCUCAGCUACUGCAACAUGUGUCGCCUAGCGUUCAGACAAUACCAUCUCCCUCUGAAACCUCGCCCUUGAGACUGACAUAUCGCGAGGCUGAGCUCGUACAUCAUUUUAGUCAGCAUCUUGGACGGUGGCUGGACUGUACAGACGCAUCGAGGCAGUUCACGUUAAAGAUCCCCAGACUGGUCAAAACUUACCCUAUUUUACUCUACGCAGUUGUUUCGUAUGCGGCCACACAUGUCAAAGAUGCUGAAACGGCUGAGUCCGCUCAUGAAAAGUGCGUGGAAUUGCUUAUUCCGCUGCUCAGUUCGGAGCAUAUCGCGUAUGACGAUGUGCUUCUCUGUACGAUUGUUGUUCUGCGUGUUUUUGAACAGCUCAACGUAAUGGUUACUGGUAGUGAUCAUGAACGGCAUCUGGCGGGCUGUACAGCUUUGCUGAAAGCUUCACAGGGCCGAGAAAUUGACUUAUCAGCACCAACACUCCGACAGGCGGCUUUUUGGGUCUACGCACGGCAGUGCCUCUACAAUGCGUGCGUGAAUCAGCAACCGCCAAACAUUGACACAGGUCUGGUUCUGCUACCGAAGCCUGCAUUUGGCAGUCCCGACCACGAACUCAGGUCUGAGACUGCAUGGGCCAACCAUGUGACCUGGAUAUGUGCCACAAUCAUACAUUUCUGCUUCAGCAAUUCAUUUCCAGAACCGGGUGCCAGGCUGGAAAAAUGGAAUGAACUCUCACAGGCUCUCGCGGACUGGAUGGAAGGCAAACCAUCAAGUUUCGAACCCAUUUGGUACAGCGAUAGCGGAUCUAGCGAUGACCAUCCUUUCCCCAUAAUAUUGUUCACGGCCGACUGGCAUGUAAUGGCCUAUGGAUUCUACCACCUUGCGUCAAUGCUUCUGUUGAUUUACAAACCUUUUCCACGAUUUGCAAUUAGGAAAGUGCAACGAGAGCUCAAAGACGCAGAUGCGCAAGUAAUGAUGCAUGUUAGAGCCAUAUGCGGCGCUUGCAAAUGCUCGCAAGCGACAGUUCCUUCGUUGAUUACGCUAUGUCAUAGCACCUUCAUCUGGGCUCCGUUGAUGACAGACACCGCCGAGCGACAAGAAGUCCUACAAAUGUUGCUGGACAUGGAAAAGAAGCAUGCGUGGCCGACAACCUGGAUCAUAAAUUCCUUGAAAGAGGAAUGGGCCAGCUCUUGA